AGUAGGGGUGUUGGCCGGUAUUGGGUACUAACGUCUGUGUGAGAGCCAGAAGCAAACCAACAGUCACCGAGCCUCCUUCUUCUUACCGUGAGCGAAGACUAACAAACCGCCAAAAUGUCAAGUAAAAGAGCAAAGACAAAGACCACAAAGAAGCGCCCUCAGCGUGCAACAUCCAAUGUGUUUGCCAUGUUUGAUCAAUCCCAAAUUCAGAAGUUUAAGGAGGCUUUCAACAUGAUUGAUCAGAACCGUGAUGGCUUUAUUGAUAAAGAAGUUCUGCACGACAUGCUUGCGUCUCUUGGUAAGAACCCCACAGACGAGUACCUACAGGCCAUGAUGAAUGAAGCUCCUGGACCUAUUAACUUUACCAUGUUCCUUACCAUGUUUGGUGAGAAACUGAAUGGUACAGACCCUGAAGAUGUCAUCAGGAAUGCAUUUGCAUGUUUUGAUGAAGAAGGAACAGGCUUCAUUCAAGAGGAGAACCGGAGAGAGCUGCUGACUACUAUGGGUGACCGAAGUGGAUGA
Molecule: messenger RNA, 522 nt
Organism: Pelobates cultripes (western spadefoot toad)
Lineage: Eukaryota; Metazoa; Chordata; Amphibia; Anura; Pelobatidae
Source: the annotation of a GenBank genome assembly